Messenger RNA from Antechinus flavipes (yellow-footed antechinus), 3050 nucleotides. RefSeq lists its product as uncharacterized. The record is from RefSeq and is a predicted model, not a curated record. Gene Ontology annotation, molecular function: signaling receptor binding. Gene Ontology annotation, cellular component: external side of plasma membrane. Bases 189 to 2954 code for a protein of 921 amino acids. The transcript is spliced from 29 exons. Gene Ontology annotation, biological process: regulation of cytokine production; T cell receptor signaling pathway. Lineage: Eukaryota; Metazoa; Chordata; Mammalia; Dasyuromorphia; Dasyuridae.
CCAGAUCUCUGAAGAGGAGGAUUCUUUUCUAGUGAAGACUAAUGGAACCUCCAAUUUUAAGCUGGGAUUGAAGGAACCUCAGAGUUUAUCAAGUCCAUUUCCUUUUUCAUUCAGAUGAAGAAACUAACAGAAGUUAAAUAACUGGACCAUAGUCUAAGCUACAGUGAUUCUGAGGGGAACAUAUUGAGAUGGAAUGCUUCUUUCUUCGAGAUUGGUCCUUUGUCUUGCUCCUGCUUCCCUGGUCAGUCUCAGGGAAAUUCACUGUUAUAGGACCACAACAGCAAAUCAUUGCCCUGCUAGACGGAGAAGCCACAUUCCCAUGCCACCUUUCUCCCCAGAUGGAUGCUCAGGAUAUGAAUGUGAUAUGGUUUUAUGGUCAGUCCUCAAAUCUGGUACAUCAAUAUAAAAAUAAGCAGGAUUAUCUGAAACAUCAGCACCAAGACUAUAAAGGGAGGACAGAAUUUCUUCGACAUGACAUUUCCAAUGGGAGUGUGGCAUUGAAGCUUCGUCACAUUCGUCCUUUUGAUGAAGGAAAUUACCGGUGUUUCUUUGAAACUCCUUAUGUUUAUGAGGAAGCAGAGUUCCAAGUGUAUGUGGCAGGCAAAGGCUCUACUCUUCACAUACACAUUAAGAGUGAUGGAAAUAAAGAGUUUCAGCUGAUAUGUACUUCUUCAGGAUGGUACCCAGAGCCUGAAGUGCAGUGGAGGAAAAACCUGGAAAAGUCAUCGUCACAAGACACCAAGAUCAUGAAGGAUGAGAAGGGCCUGUUCUCUGUUGAAACAUCAGUCACAGUGUCCACUGAUUCCAAAGUGAAUGUUUCUUGUUUCAUUUGGAACCAUCUUCUCAAACAAGGGUUGGAAGCAAGUGUUUCUCUGCCAGAUGCUUUGAGUCCAUUUGCUUUGAGUCCAAAUGACCCUCCUUGGAAGGUGAUAGUAAUUGUGAUCAUGGCCCUUAUGAACAUUGUGCUUAUCAUCCUUAUUGUGACCUGGAAAUUAAAAAAAGGCAAAGGCAUAUGUAAAGAUGAAUCUCGCACUGCAAAAGUUGAAAGUGGCAUGGAUAAGCAUGAAACUGAUUCUUUCCUACAACCCUCAGCUGAGAGCAACGUCACAACUAUGAAGAAAAAAGAAGCAACUGGUGCGAGCAAAGAUGCGAUUGUGGAGCAAAAAGAAGCUACAGAUUUACAAAGUGUCCAGAAAAACAGAGGCUGGUUCAGCAGAAUUGUGGAGAGAAUAAAGGGGAGUAACACGCAGGAGUGGGCCAAUCCAGGAAAUAUACAAAAUGAACAAAGAAGAAUAGACCCUUCCUCUCUUUCCUAUCGUGGAGAAGUACAAGAAGGAGAGCAGAAGAAAAUGGAAGGAAAUCUCCAUUUCUCCACUGACACCUGGAAGAGGCCAGAUUUACAAAGUGCCCAGAAAAACAGAGGCUGGUUCAGCAGAAUUGUGGAGAGAAUAAAGGGGAGUAACACGCAGGAGUGGGCCAAUCCAGGAAAUAUACAAAAUGAACAAAGAAGAAUAGACCCUUCCUCUCUUUCCUAUCGUGGAGAAGUACAAGAAGGAGAGCAGAAGAAAAUGGAAGGAAAUCUCCAUUUCUCCACUGACACCUGGAAGAGGCCAGAUUUACAAAGUGCCCAGAAAAACAGAGGCUGGUCCAGCAGAAAUAUGGAGAGAAUAAAGGGGAGUAACACGCAGGAGUGGGCCAAUCCAGGAAAUAUACAAAAUGAACAAAGAAGAAUACACCCUUCCUCUCUUUCCUAUCGUGGAGAAGUACAAGAAGGAGAGCAGAAGAAAAUGCAAGGAAAUCUCUCGUUCUCCACUGACACCUGGAAGAGGCCAGAUUUACAAAGUGCCCAGAAACACAGAGACUGGUCCAACAGAAAUGUGGAGAGAAUAAAGGGGAGUAACACGCAGGAGUGGGCCAAUCCAGGAAAUAUACAAAAUGAACGAAGAAGAAUAGACCCUUCCUCUCUUUCCUAUCGUGGAGAAGUACAAGAAGGAGAGCAGAAGAAAAUGGAAGGAAAUCUCCAUUUCUCCACUGACACCUGGAAGAGGCCAGAUUUACAAAGUGCCCAGAAAAACAGAGGCUGGUCCAGCAGAAAUAUGGAGAGAAUAAAGGGGAGUAACAUGCAGGAGUGGGCCAAUCCAGGAAAUAUACAAAAUGAACAAAGAAGAAUAGACUCUUUUUCUCUUUCCUAUCGUGGAGAAGUACAAGAAGGAGAGCAGAAGAAAAUGCAAGGAAAUCUCUCAUUCUCCACUGACACCUGGAAGAGGCCAGAUUUACAAAGUGCCCAGAAAAACAGAGGCUGGUCCAGCAGAAAUAUGGAGAGAAUGAAGGGGAGUAACACGCAGGAGUGGGCCAAUCCAGGAAAUAUACAAAAUGAACAAAGAAGAAUAGACCCUUCCUCUCUUUCCUAUCGUGGAGAAGUACAAGAAGGAGAGCAGAAGAAAAUGGAAGGAAAUCUCCAUUUCUCCACUGACACCUGGAAGAGCCCAGAUUUACAAAGUGCCCAGAAAAACAGAGGCUGGUCCAGCAGAAAUAUGGAGAGAAUAAAGGGGAGUAACACGCAGGAGUGGGCCAAUCCAGGAAAUAUACAAAAUGAACAAAGAAGAAUACACCCUUACUCUCUUUCCUAUCGUGGAGAAGUACAAGAAAGAGAGCAGAAGAAAAUGGAAGGAAAUCUCCAUUUCUCCACUGACACCUGGAAGAGGCCAGAUUUACAAAGUGCCCAGAAAAACAGAGGCUGGUCCAGCAGAAAUAUGGAGAGAAUAAAGGGGAGUAACACGCAGGAGUGGGCCAAUGCAGGAAAUAUACAAAAUGAACAAAGAAGAAUAGACCCUUCCUCUCUUUCCUAUCGUGGAGAAGUACAAGAAGGAGAGCAGAAGAAAAUGCAAGGAAAUCUCUCGUUCUCCACUGACACCUGGAAGAGGCCAGAUUUAUACACUGCCAAGAAAUACUGAGUGGAUGUCACUUUGGAUGUGGACACAGUUUAUCCUUUCCUCCUUCCUCGAAUGGAUGGAAAAUUGAAUUCUUACGAUCACAAAAACAACUCCAAA